AUGGAAAAGUAUCCCAAUUGCAAACCUAGAGCAAUUAGUUUUUAUGGAUUAGAUGAUGUGUUAAUUACUCACAAAAGAAAUCCGGCAUUAUUGCAAGUAGCUGAAAUUGAUGUACGAUGGGUAGCGGACUAUAAUUUCCCAGAAGAAGUCUUAAACCUUGGAUAUAACUUCCACAGAAUCGAAUUUUUUGAUGAUAGUCACCUCAGAAUUCCUGAAACAGUUCGAGAAUUGACUGUACGUAGUGUAUAUCCACUUGGUGGAAUCACUUCUUAUUCACAUUAUAUCCAAAACUUAAGACUUGAAAAUUCGACGAGUAUAACCCAAUUGAAACAUAUUCCAUCCAAUUUGCUGAGUUUACAUAUACAAUUCUGCUUACAACGAGGAUAUUCAAAACCUACAUUGCCAUUACCAUUACAAUCAUUAACCCUAGAUGUUGCCUCCCAUAAUCCUAACUCCGAAUGUGAUCUCUCACAUUUAUGCAACCUCAGAUCAUUUUCAUCCGGAUCUUCCUUAAUCCCAAUAUCUUGCUUCCAUCUCCCGAGACAAAUUACUUGCCUAACUGCAAAUUGGACACUGCAAAAUGUUUUGAAAACUACUGGAAAGUGUUCAAAACUCAAAAAAUUACAUGCCAGAAGUAGUCUUGAAAACAUGUUUAAGAGAAUUCCAUUUCCACGGGAAUUGCAAGUCUUAGAUAUCCAAAUGAUUUCCCCCAUACGUCUUGAAAUCAACGAAAACUUCACCUUACCUUCCAACCUCAAAUUCCUCAGGAUUUCGGGGAUUAAAGUAAGUUACAGACUACUGGAAUUAAUCCUACCCCCUUCACUUUAUUUUUUGGAACUACGAUAUUGCUUAUUGAGCUCUUGGACUGAUUUGAGACUACAUCCGAAUCUUUUGACAUUAAAAGUUCUUUCUGGAAGUAUUAGUGAGUCACAACUUCCUAUAUCUUUAACGAUGUUGAAUUUGGAUGGUUGUAGGUUUGCUUCAUUGUCUGGAUUCGAUUUUGGGAGGUUGAUUCAUUUGGUUAGGGUGAGUAUGAACUAUACACAACUUGAAAGUAUUGAUUGUCAUUUUGAUUCAAAUUUGAAGUUUUUGAGUUUGAAAGGAAAUUAUUUACUGAAGGUGCUGAUAGAUGCUCUGAAGUUAAAGGCACUCGAUUUGGGCAAAUGCAAAAUCGCAAGCUUUGAUCCUGGCAGUUUCAAGAUUCCACAAAGUAUAGUUGAAUUGACUUUGGAAAGAGCAGUCAUUGACACUGAUCUAAGUAAUCUCGUACUUCCUAGGUGCUCACGGCUGCUAAAUUCAACAAGAUGUAAUCUUACUUCCGACAUCCUCAUGUCAUGGGAUUUAUCCAACAGUUGUAAACAAUUACGAAAAGUACGUUUGAAUGGCAAUAAACUAACCAACAUCGAGGCUCACUUUCCAAAAACCUUAACUUCACUCGAUUUAAGCCAAAAUAGAAUAAAAAUCCCCGAAGAAAAUUUCUUUAUGCAUUUCAACAAAUUACAAGACCUAGCAAUUGCCGAUAUUGGGCUAGAUAAAUGUCUCCGCGUGCUCAAAACAAUUGAUAAUGCCUCGUUCAAACAGCUUGAAUUCUCCAAUUGUAAUCGAUUGAGAUAUGUUCUGUUAUUUAUGAAUCAUAAAUGUGAUCACGAACAUUUAUUUGCUGAUUUAAAAGAAACUUGCCCCUUAUUAGAGUGGAUAAAGGGACAAACAUAUAGAGGUCUAUCUUGA
This is a messenger RNA of Hemisphaericaspora subhashii, 1728 nucleotides long. RefSeq lists its product as uncharacterized. The transcript has a single exon. The record is from RefSeq and is a predicted model, not a curated record. Gene Ontology annotation, molecular function: protein binding. NCBI's taxonomy places the organism in Eukaryota, Fungi, Ascomycota, Pichiomycetes, Serinales, Debaryomycetaceae. Bases 1 to 1728 code for a protein of 575 amino acids.